GCUCCAUAGAGGAGAGGGUGUGCCGGAAUGUUGUUUUAAUUAAAACAGAUCCACCUUUUUAAUUUAAUGCUUGAUAUUGGGGAUUAAAGCCUGUUGAAAUGUUUUCGUCCAACACAUCAGCUCCAAAAACAGCUGAUGGUAGCCAGCCAUCAUGUUCGGGAGGUAACUCUGGCCAUUCUUUUGGGGGAGGACCUCAUUUUGAGACGGAAUUCUCAUUACAAAACCAGUCAAAAAAUCUCCACAAUCAAAAGGAUAGACAGCCAUUCGUCAGUGACCACCCAACCUUUGAAGAUCUGAAUCCACCUUCCUACUCAUUCAGUGAUCAGAGAUAUCGAGGUAAUGAUGAAAGGACAGUAGAAGAUGAAGAACAGAAUUCUAAAGGAGAUCUAGUUAUAGAAGAAUCAAAUGAUGAGGAAUUGAGCCAUGGACAAUGCAAAUCAGAAACAAAAGAAUCACGUUCUGAUGAACUUGCAUUUGGAUAUAAAUUAGGAAAUAUUGUUUUAACUGAUAAUCUGAUAAAUAAUACGAAUUCUCCAAAGAGUACUAGAACUCCGUUGCGUUCCCCUAUGUUAACAACUGCCAGUGGAUCAGAUCAACACUCAAAGGACCGUGCAUUUAGUGGUGAUCCUAAGGUGGCAUCCAGUGGCUUCAAAAUUCCAAUCCCACAACCCCCACACGCAAACCAUGUGCAGGAUGUAGGAAAAAUCCUAGAUGAUGGAACCCAGUCAUCGAAUAGAGGAAAUAAAUCUGCAGCUUCUUUUGGAGGAGAUCCUCAGUUUUGUACGGUAUCCCAAUUUCAGAAACAGUCCAAACAUCCACACGAUAAUCGGGCAUUCGCAAGAUACGAAAAUUGUGACCGCUCAACCUUUGAAGAUCUGAAUCAAACUCCCAACUCAUUCAGUGAUCAGAAAUAUCGAGAACCGCCUAAAGAGUAGAAAUAAGACACAGGAGCAAUUACAGGCUAACAAGUUCACAACUGAAGAUGCCUAUUUCAGCAUUCUUCAGAACAACGACAAGUCCUUGACUUUGACUGAAAGAGAUUUUCAAACUGCUGUUGGAUUCCACUUGCAUAUUUUAGAAACAAUUAACAUAUUUACCGUGUUUAAUGUGAUAUUUCUUUUUUUCUGUAGGUCUUUUACACAAAAAACCCAUAUUUUCUCUUAUACCUUCCACUUUUUCUUAUACAUGUAUUUAGGUAUUUUGGGUAUUUGAGGUAUCAUGUUUGUUUUGAUUUAUAUUAUUCAUCAGUUUUUGUACUCUUUCAUCAAUAAACAAUCGCUAUAAAUGUAAUUCUCAAAGGUAAGGCUAAUGGGCUUGUAGUUUCUAGUUUAUCUAGUGAACCCUGUUCAUAGAGAAGGGAUAAAAUAGAGCAUUUCUGCGUUACGGAAAUCUCAUCUUACUAGAAAAAAUAAAGCAAAAUAGAUAUAAAUGUGUUUCCAAAACAUUUCAUAAUUUUCUAUUGGUAUACCUCAUUGCCCGGAGAUUUAUUUUCUUUGAUUUGUUCUGUUUUACGGACUGUCUCAGCACAUUCUUCUGCCUUUAGAAAUUGUUCUUUUGUACUUGCACUUAACAAGAGCAAUAAACACC
Molecule: messenger RNA, 1587 nt
Organism: Magallana angulata
Lineage: Eukaryota; Metazoa; Mollusca; Bivalvia; Ostreida; Ostreidae
Exons: 8
Coding region: 99-935 (278 amino acids)
Source: RefSeq, a predicted model, not a curated record